UCAAAAAUCAGCGGGCAGCAGGGCGGCUUCUGCACCGGCCAGCAACGGGGUGAGGCGCACCACCAACAAGGGGAGGACGGAAGAGCGGAGACCAGGAGCGAGCUGUUAGGAUGACGGACAGCCCCCCACCCCCAUCCCUCCCUGUUCCGGAAGUAGCGGCUGCGUUGGUUCAAUCUCCAAGCCAACCAUUUCGAGGAGGAAAAUCAGCGCCAGCAGUCUGAUCAGAACCAACUGAUCCAAUACUCAGCGUAUCCACGCGACCCCGUACUUUAAGUCCCUCAGCGCGCUGAGACGCUGAUGGGCAUCGAGUUGAGAUCAGAGAUGGAGCUCUCUGGUGUAAGCUGCUGAAGAUGCUCGGGCUCUUGUGGAUGAGGAGCUCGAAGUGGAUCGUCGAAGCGAGCGGCACCGAUUGUCCUCGGAUUCUGGUCGGGUUCCACAGAAAGGAGAUGGAAUAGAUGCGAAAAGGCAGGAGAGAAGGGAAAUAACAGGAGGGGAACGGCGAUCUGCUCGGAAUGCUCAGAGAGGGACAAUAAAAACAAGACAAUAAGCCUGAUUAUUUCUCUCAUCACGACCUCUGGUCUUCGGUUUUCCUUUUUGCCUCGUUUUGGAUUAUGAUUCUGGAUCAGAGUCCCAGAUGUGACUGUGUGGAUGGCAUGUCGCGGUUUCCUUCCUCUGUUCGCUCUGUGGCUGUUUUCUGCUUUGGGUAGCAAAACAUGUAGGCUUUUUUACACAACCGUCUGAAAAAAGAUCUACGCAGAAACUGGACCAUGAGCCACGAACCGUGCAGGUUGUGAUGUUUACUGGUCGGUGGGAGACGCUUCUGGACGGCCUGCGCUGACUUGUUUGAGUGAUGAAUAUUGAAAGAGUGUUUCGGCCAGCUGAAAGGGGAAAUCUUCCAUCCGCAUUGGCUUAGACACACGCACGCACGCACGCACGCACACACACACACACACACACACACACACACACACACACACACACACACACAUGCCAUCAGAAGGGCGAGAGCUUUUAUCUCUGUGACAAUAAAGUAACCCCAAUUUAACAUGGUCUAAUAAUAAUAAUAAUAAUAAUAAUAAUAAUAAUAAUAAUAAUAAUAAUAAUAAUAAUAAUAAAUCUGGAGGACUGUUUUUGAGCCAAACAUGUUCAAGUAUCGGAUCCGCAUGUUUUUUAACGAACUGAAGGUUCUGGUGUUUAUGCGAUCCGAUUCACGACAGUCCGGUUCAGACACAGAUCGACGGUCCUCCGCCAUGCGAGGUCUGGGGAUGGGCGGCUGCGGCUGGCCGCCGUUCGCCGACUGCCAUUCCAGGGACGAUGAGGAGGAGUACUACGGAAGCGACCCGCGGUCCCGGAGCCUGGCCUUCGAGGACAAGGAGCCCAAGCUGCAAGUGGGCCUGGACGCGGUGUCCCUGACCAGCACUGCCAGCAGCCUGCGGACCCCCCAGUGCCGGAUCUGUUUCCAAGGCCCCGAGCAGGGGGAGUUGCUGAGCCCCUGUCGCUGUGAUGGCUCUGUGCGCUGCACACAUCAGCCCUGCCUUAUCCGCUGGAUUAGUGAGAGAGGCUCCUGGAGCUGUGAGCUCUGCUACUUCAAGUAUCAGGUCCUAGCAAUCAGCACCAAGAACCCACUGCAGUGGCAGGCCAUCUCUCUGACGGUAAUAGAGAAGGUGCAGAUAGCAGCCAUCAUUCUGGGCUCCCUCUUCCUCAUCGCCAGCAUUUCCUGGCUCAUCUGGUCCUCGCUCAGCCCUUCCGCUAAGUGGCAGCGACAGGACCUGCUCUUCCAAAUCUGCUACGGCAUGUAUGGCUUCAUGGACAUUGUGUGCAUAGGCCUUAUCAUCCAUGAGGGAUCAUCAGUGUAUCGAAUCUUUAAACGAUGGCAGGCCGUCAAUCAGCAGUGGAAGGUACUGAACUAUGAGAAAUCUAAAGACUUGGGAGACCCAGUGAGCUCAAACCGUAAGAACAGCUCACGCAGUUCUCGCAGCAACCCUCACGGUCUGACCAGCAGCAGCAGUGGGCGACAGAACAGGAGGCUAAGAACUAUUCUGAACCACCACUGUGGCUACACCAUCUUGCACAUCCUGAGUCAACUGAGGCCCAACGACCCACGGAUCAGCAGCGCCGCCAAUCGAGAGGUGGUAAUGAGGGUCACCACUGUAUGAGAUGGACUAGGUGACUGUGCUCGAAGUUGUCUCAGAUGUAAAGCAGACUGAUGGACCCAAAAGUGAAAACCUGAGACUGGAUUUGACAGCAGGAGUCCUGUUGGAGCUGAGUGGAGCUCCAGAUCAUCUCAAUAAUGAACUCCUUUUCUUACAACAAAAAGAAAACAGACGCUCCUUUUCAAUAAGUAAAUAACUGAUGAAAAUAGGGACAAACAAGUAUUAAAAGACAUUAAACCUGAACUGUAAGUUGGGGUGGGGGGUAUAAACAGGCUUUGUAACCUGAAACAAAGUGACAUGAUGUUUUUUCCAGUUCAAUAUCAGAAUGCAUAAGCAGUUUGUCUUUGUUUAGAAUCCUCCUGGUUUGAUUGCAAUCACAUUUUCCUGGUUUUAUUUUCUUGUUCAGUUUAAUUUCUUACUCGCUUUGAUUUAAUAAGGAUGAUUAUAGAGGAUUCCUCAUACGGUGACUUCAUACAUGCCAAACUGUGUGUGAUGAUUUGAAAAAUCUCUACAAAGUAAACAGACCAAAAACGGAGACUAAACAGAUGUGUGAAAUACGGAGUUUUAAAAAUAACAAUAAAUCAUAUGUUUGAAAAAAAGGAAGAAACAAUAUUUUAAAGUUACAUUUAGUUACAUUUUACCUCUCUGCAAUAAAGAUACAUAUGUACAUUUCACAAGGAAUUUUGCAUGGGUAUAUAAUUUUAUUCUUCAUCACAUAACAAAAGUACAUGACAGAUUUGCUCAGUUUCAAAUGGUGCUUGCCAAAAUAAACACUUUAAAGAGAUCUUUUCAUUGUACCAACUUUUUGUCAACAUGACAAAUGACUGUGUGUUACAGCUAUUUCAGCUAAAAUACAGAUUGUUGCUGCUGUGUGCUGAUACCGAUUUGAUAAAUUAAACAUUGGAUUAAAAACUGGGAUCAGAUGAUCUCCAA
Nothobranchius furzeri (turquoise killifish) is the source of this 3086-nucleotide messenger RNA. It is a transcript of the gene marchf9, whose product is annotated as membrane-associated ring finger (C3HC4) 9. NCBI's taxonomy places the organism in Eukaryota, Metazoa, Chordata, Actinopteri, Cyprinodontiformes, Nothobranchiidae. Gene Ontology annotation, molecular function: zinc ion binding; ubiquitin-protein transferase activity. The record is from RefSeq and is a predicted model, not a curated record. Gene Ontology annotation, biological process: protein ubiquitination.